CACUCACAUGUAUUUGCUGUCUAAGAAGAGCCUCUGGUUGUCCGAUGGAUCCAUGGGAUUUGGGCAAGAAAGCGAUGUUGCUUUUGCAGAAGGGGACAUGAUUUAUGGUCGCGUCAUGGUGGACCCUGUCCAGAACCUUGGUGACUCCUUUUACUGCAGUAUUGAGAAGGUGUUCUUAUGCACAGGGGAUGAUGGCUAUGUGCCAAAGUACAGCCCAGAGAAUUCAGAAUAUGGCUGCCUGGCUGAUUCUCCUUCGCUUUUACAUAGAUUUAAAAUUGUGGAUAAGGCUCAGCCUGAGACGCAAGCUACCAGCUUUGGAGAUGUCUUGUUUAAUGCCAGACUGGCAGUGGAUGACCCUGAAGCCGUUCUCUUAGUGAAUCAGCCUGGAUCAGAUGGAUUUAGAGUAGACUCCACACCACUCUUUCAGGUUGCUUUGGGCAGAGAAUGGUAUAUACACACAAUCUACACGGUCAAGUCAAAGGACAACAGCCAUCGAGGUAUUGGCAAGAGGAGCCUGGAGUACCUGUACCACUCUGUGGUGCAUCAGGGACAUCCCCAAGCAACUACCAAGAGCUGGAAGAAGAGAGCAAUCAGAGCACACCCUCACUGGCACGGGAAAUCGGUGCUGAGAACAAUCGGGGGACAAAUCUCCAGCAUAUCUCCCUGGACCGUCGUGACAAGAGGCAGGUCCCCUAUGGAAGAAUUCCCUCCUGAUGGCAUCCUGCCCUGGGAGCUCAAUAGUCCCAGCUCUGAAGUCAGCCUUGUCACUGUCUUGGGAGGCGUUGUGGGGAUUGCUCAUUGUCUGCCUGGCUGUGGUUGCAGUCCUUGUGUGCAAGAACAAAAGCAUCAAGGGCAAGAAUGCUCCCCAGGGCUCUGGAAGCAGUGA
Messenger RNA from Phodopus roborovskii (desert hamster), 886 nucleotides. Its product is annotated as FRAS1-related extracellular matrix protein 2-like. The record is from RefSeq and is a predicted model, not a curated record. The transcript has 4 exons. The coding region runs from base 8 to 886 and encodes 292 amino acids. NCBI's taxonomy places the organism in Eukaryota, Metazoa, Chordata, Mammalia, Rodentia, Cricetidae.